AAAAAGAGAAAAUGUAGAGAGUAGAGAAGAAAGGUCGUCGGCAAAUAACGCGUUUCUUUUCAAAAAACGCGGCCCUGAAACUGUGUAUUGUCACCGGCAAGUCACGUGUGUAAAAAGUCAAACCCAUCUAUUUAUACAACUUUGUCUCCUCCCAAAGUCUUUGUUCUCUCAACUCUUAGCUUUUCUGAAAACCAACCAAAAAAGAAAUUAAAUUAGUACAAAAUGAAUGGCAAUCAAAUCCUCCACAAGAUGAAGAACAAGUUGAAGGUGUUUCCCUGAAAAUUAAACGAGAAUGUCUUGUAUACUGAACUUAUUAAAGGCUGUAUUAAUUCUGAAACCUAGCAGUAUAUGGAUUAUCACCAUUGCUGAGAAUGCAUGAUGCAGGUGAAGGCCUUGUUUGGUUCAUCUGCACCCGACACUGGGAAAGGCAAAAGCAAAUUGUUAAAGCAUAUCACACAUGGCUUUCACAUGGUGAAGGGGAAAUCUAAGCAUGCUAUGGAAGAUUAUGUAGUGUCUGAAUUUAAGAAAGUAAGCGAUCAUGAGUUGGGUCUAUUUGCAAUAUUUGAUGGCCAUUUAGGCCAUGAUGUUGCUAAUUACUUGCAAACCCACUUGUUUGACAAUAUCUUGAAAGAGCCUGACUUCUGGAUGGAAACAGAGAGUGCAAUAAAGAGAGCUUACAGUAGAACAGAUGAUGAGAUUUUGGACCAAGUUAUAAAAUUGGGAAAGGGAGGCUCGACCGCGGUUACUGCUAUACUAAUAGAUGGCCGGAAGCUUGUAGUUGCGAAUGUAGGAGACUCUCGUGCUGUCUUAUGCAAGAGUGGUAUGGCCAAACAGCUAUCAAUUGAUCACGAACCAAGCAAGGAAAAACAGUUAAUUGAAAGGCGUGGUGGAUUCGUGUCAAAUCUACCUGGUGAUGUCCCUCGUGUAGAUGGACAGCUUGCUGUAGCAAGGGCAUUUGGUGAUAAGAGCUUGAAGAUACACCUAAGUUCAGAACCUGAUGUGAAAGUAAUAAUGAUAGAAGAAGAUGCAGAGUUCAUAAUUCUGGCAAGUGAUGGAAUAUGGAAGGUAUUGUCAAACCAAGAAGCGGUGGAUGCCAUCAAAAACAUAAAGGAUGCUCAGGCAGCAGCAAAGCACUUGAUAGACGAGGCUCUUUCAAAGAAAAGCAAGGAUGACAUAUCCUGCAUAGUUGUAAGGCUGCAAUAAUAUUUUUAAUAUAUUGUCAAAUAUUUUUUUUCUUUUUUUGGGGUGGGGUGGGGGUGGGUGGGUUUAAGUGGAGGACUGAAUAGCUGUUAUGUGUGUAUAUGAGACAUAUUGUUCCUUUUGUUGGCUGUAAAGAUUGUUUACAACAGUACUGCAUACAACUGGUUAUGAGAACACUGCCACUUUUCUGAAAAGUUGGUACUCUUUUUGA
Ziziphus jujuba (common jujube) is the source of this 1411-nucleotide messenger RNA. Its product is annotated as probable protein phosphatase 2C 58. The record is from RefSeq and is a predicted model, not a curated record. Gene Ontology annotation, molecular function: protein serine/threonine phosphatase activity. The coding region runs from base 376 to 1203 and encodes 275 amino acids. Gene Ontology annotation, cellular component: cytosol; nucleus. Gene Ontology annotation, biological process: protein dephosphorylation. The transcript has 6 exons. NCBI's taxonomy places the organism in Eukaryota, Viridiplantae, Streptophyta, Magnoliopsida, Rosales, Rhamnaceae.